Messenger RNA from Trichomycterus rosablanca, 1985 nucleotides. It is a transcript of the gene cstf2, whose product is annotated as cleavage stimulation factor, 3' pre-RNA, subunit 2. The coding region runs from base 70 to 1689 and encodes 539 amino acids. The transcript has 15 exons. Gene Ontology annotation, biological process: mRNA 3'-end processing. Gene Ontology annotation, cellular component: mRNA cleavage and polyadenylation specificity factor complex. Gene Ontology annotation, molecular function: mRNA binding. The record is from RefSeq and is a predicted model, not a curated record. Lineage: Eukaryota; Metazoa; Chordata; Actinopteri; Siluriformes; Trichomycteridae.
GUUUACACUGUGCUUCACACACGCUGCUGUUACAAAUUGUUAAAUGAAUAAACUUGAAAACAGAAAAUAAUGGCGAAUGUAGCUUCAGCAGCGGCAGCAGCUGCAGGAAGAGAUCCAGCAAUAGACCGCUCACUGCGUUCUGUUUUCGUUGGAAACAUUCCAUAUGAAGCCACAGAAGAGCAGCUGAAAGACAUUUUCUCAGAAGUUGGUCUUGUGGUCAGUUUCAGGUUGGUGUAUGACAGAGAAACUGGAAAACCCAAAGGCUAUGGCUUCUGUGAGUACCAGGACCAGGAGACAGCGCUCAGUGCCAUGCGCAACCUUAAUGGCCGGGAGUUCAGUGGCCGAGCUCUGCGUGUGGACAACGCUGCCAGUGAAAAGAACAAGGAAGAGCUCAAGAGUUUGGGCACUGGAGUCCCCAUCAUUGAGUCACCUUAUGGUGACAACUGCUCCACAGAGGAGGCUCCAGAAUCUAUUAGCAGAGCUGUGGCCAGUUUGCCUCCCGAGCAAAUGUUUGAGCUCAUGAAGCAGAUGAAGCUUUGUGUUCAGAAUAGUCCUCAGGAGGCCAGGAACAUGCUGCUGCAAAAUCCACAGCUGGCUUACGCUCUGCUACAGGCACAGGUUGUCAUGAGGAUCGUGGACCCUGAGAUUGCUUUGAAAAUGCUUCAUCGUCAAGCUGCUGUGCCGCCCAUAAAUCCAAACAGCCAGUCAGGACCAUCUAAUCAGCCUCUUCCUCAGCCCAAUGCUCCUGUAACCCAGCCCCAGCCCAUGCCAGGAAUGCACAUAAAUGGUGCUCCUCAGAUGAUGCCUCCCUCUCAGAUGGCAGGUGGAGUGCCAGGGCCCAUGCCAGGACAGGGUCCAAUGCCUGGACAAGGACCCAUGCCGGGACAGGGGCCCAUGCCAGGACAAGGACCUAUGCCGGGACAGGGGCCUAUGCCAGGACAGGGGCCCAUGGGCCCAGGAGGUGGAAUGCAGCCUCAGAUGGGCAUACCUCAGGGAGGCCCUGUUCCCAUGGAAAGGGGACCAGGAAGCCUUCAGGACUCUCCUGUAGGAUCAUCUGGUCAGCCCACUAUCGAGCGGGCGCAAGUGCCCAUGGUAGACCCACGGGCUCCUAUGCGUGGCGCCCCGCCUGGACCUCAAGGAAUUCCACCAAGAGGCCUGCUGGGUGAUGGCCCUAAUGAUCCACGAGGCGGAUCUCUGGUAGGCGUCGGCGGAGAGGUAGUGGAGCCUCGGGGCUAUAUGGGAGGGCCUCCACCACACCAGGGGCCACCCAUGCACAUGGGUGGACCUCCAGACAUGCGAGGACCUCAUGACAUGCGAGGAGCCCCAAUGAUGGGAGAACCCAGAGGCCCUAUGAUGGAUCAACGUGGUCCACCUAUGGACUCCAGAGCCACAAUUCCUCAAGGGCGUGAUCCUAGGGCUGGAGAUGCUCGGGGGCCUGUGGCAGGCCAAAGAGUUUCUGUAGCUGGUGGAAUGCAGGGUCCUCCUCACGCGAUGCCAUCCAACGCGCCCUCAUCUGCUCGACCCCAGGGUCCUCCAUCUGAGGUAUCAUCUCAAGAUCACGAAAAGGCGGCUCUGAUCAUGCAGGUGUUGCAGCUGACUCCAGAGCAGAUCGCCAUGCUUCCACCGGAACAGAGGCAAAGUAUCCUGAUCCUGAAGGAGCAGAUCCAGAAAACCGCCGGUGGCCCUUGAGGAUUUCACACACACUGACUCAGGCCUGUUUUCAUUCCCAGUCUGGAUUUGUGUGACUGAUUUUCUUGCCGUUUUCAAACCUAUUUGUUUGUCUUGUGAGUUACAGUGAAUUACUGGAUAGCUGUAGUAAGAAACAAACUUGUAUCUAAUUUUACUAGGUAAAAGUUGAGAAGAUGCUAAUUUGCUAAUGCUGUUUUGUCUGUUGGUUUAUUUUCAAUAAAAAUAAAAAACUUUCAUGACUUUCCAUGCCAUUGUAGGUAAACACGAUGUAAAUAAAGGAAGUAAUGAAUCUAGAA